AUGAUCCGGUUCCGGAGCUCCAGCAUCAGGUCGCUGAGCGCGGAGAUGAAAUGCACCGUGCGGCUGCUGGACGACUCCGAGAUCUUCUGCCACAUCCAGAGGGAAACCAAAGGUCAGUUUCUUAUAGAUCACAUCUGCAACUAUUACAGCUUACUGGAAAAAGACUAUUUUGGCAUUCGAUAUGUUGAUCCUGAGAAGCAGAGGCACUGGCUUGAGCCCAACAAGUCCAUCUUCAAGCAAAUGAAAUCUCAUCCACCAUAUACCAUGUGCUUUAGAGUGAAAUUCUACCCACAUGAACCCUUGAAGAUUAAAGAAGAGCUCACCAGAUACCUCUUAUAUCUACAAAUAAAAAGGGACAUUUUCCAUGGCCGUUUGCUGUGUUCCUUUUCUGAUGCUGCCUACCUGGGUGCCUGUAUUGUCCAAGCUGAACUUGGUGAUUAUGAUCCUGAUGAACACCCAGAGAAUUACAUCAGCGACUUUAAGAUUUUUCCCAAGCAGUCACAAAAGCUUGAGAAGAAAAUAGCUGAAAUGCAUAAAAAUGAAUUCAGAGGUCAGAGCCCAGCUGUUGCUGAAUUUAACUUGCUUCUUAAAGCAAAUUCUUUGGAAACUUAUGGUGUUGAUCCUCAUCCUUGCAAGGACUCAUUUGGGACAACUACAUUUUUAGGAUUCACAGCUGCAGGAUUUGUAGUUUUCCAGGGGAAUAAAAGAAUUCAUUUAUUAAAAUGGUGUGAUGUCUAUAAACUGAAAUUUGAAGGGAAGACAUUUUAUGUGUUUGGAGCUCAGAAAGAGAAGAAGGCUGUGCUGUCAUUCCAUACCUCUACACCAGCAGCCUGUAAGCAUCUUUGGAAGUGUGGAGUGGAGAACCAGGCUUUUUACAAGUAUGCAAAGUCCAGUCAGAUCAAGACAAUGUCCAGCAGCAAGAUAUUUUUUAAAGGCAGUAGAUUUCGAUAUAGUGGAAAAGUAGCCAAAGAGGUUGUGGAGGCAAGCUCUAAAAUCCAGAGGGAACCUCCUGAAGUUCACAGAACCAGCAUUACCCAGAGUCGCAGCUCUCCCUCCUUGAACAAGCAACUCAUAAUCAACAUGGAACCUUUGCAACCUCUCCUUCCUUCCCCCUGUGAGGAGGAAGAGGUUCCUUUAGAUGAAGGUAUCCAACUACCAAAGGAAGAGGAGAUUUCAGUACCUGUGACCUCAAGCUCUCCAGUAAAGGAUACUGGGAAGGAUGUUGAUCUUGCCAUUGAACAGGACGAGAAGAUGAACGAGGAACCCUUAACCAUCUCAGAGCUGGUAUACAAUCCAAGUGCCAGCUUGCUGCCCACCCCUGUUGAUGAUGAGAUUGACAUGCUUUUUGAUACCUGUCCAAGAGCAGAGAAUGAGAAAGAUGAUACCGAUUCAUUUGAGGAACUUGAAGCAGAUGAAAAUGCAUUUUUAAUUGCAGAGGAGGAAGAACUGAAAGAAGCUCGGAGAGCCCUGAGGUGGAGCUAUGACUUUCUAAUGGGCAACAUCGAGGUGAAUGCUUUUGUGAAGAGUUUCUCCAGACUUUUCCUUGUAGGCCUUGGACUAUUGUUGUUUGUGUUCCCCCUUUUCCUUGUUCUCUUGGAGUCGGACCUUCAAAUCUCUUUCCUUCACGAAAUCCGUCAGACACCAGAGUUUCAGCAGUUUCAUAUUGAAUAUUACUGCCCCCUUAGGCAGUGGAUGGCUUGCAAAAUAAACUUCAUCCGUGAUAUUCUGGGCAGCUUUUAA
Messenger RNA from Pseudopodoces humilis (Tibetan ground-tit), 1740 nucleotides. RefSeq names its product FERM domain containing 3 (gene FRMD3). Lineage: Eukaryota; Metazoa; Chordata; Aves; Passeriformes; Paridae. Gene Ontology annotation, cellular component: cytoskeleton. Gene Ontology annotation, biological process: actomyosin structure organization. Gene Ontology annotation, molecular function: cytoskeletal protein binding. The record is from RefSeq and is a predicted model, not a curated record.